Molecule: messenger RNA, 2682 nt
Organism: Phytophthora sojae
Lineage: Eukaryota; Oomycota; Peronosporomycetes; Peronosporales; Peronosporaceae
Exons: 2
Coding region: 1-2682 (893 amino acids)
Biological process (GO): proton transmembrane transport
Cellular component (GO): membrane
Molecular function (GO): antiporter activity
Source: RefSeq, a predicted model, not a curated record
AUGCCGUUCCAGGCCUGCACAAGGCGCUCGACGGUGCUCUUGGCCGCGCUUUCGCUGGUCGUGGCCUCUUCCUUGCAUGGAGCCUCAGGCCACUUUGCUCUGCGGGAAGCCGCGGAUGACGACGAUGUCGACUACAGCCGCCGACUGAGCGGAGGUGGCGAGGACAAGAGCAAAACCAUCCCGUUCAACUCGUGGAGCAGUGCCAUCGACACCCUCCAGUAUGUUCUCGCCUUUGUUGUCGUGCUCGUGGCCGCCCACCCGCUCGGACUCUUUUUCCCUAAAUUAUUCAAGCUGCCGCUCAUCACGGGAUACCUGGUGAUUGGCAUUAUUGCCGGACCUUUUGUCUCGAAUCUUUUGUCAGAGGGGCUCGUCACCAUGUUGUCGAGCUACGUGAGUGCGCUGGCGCUAUCGUUCAUCUCGUUCCAGGCCGGUCAGGAGAUCUACCUGCCGGAAUUGCGACCGCAACUCAAGUCCAUCAUGAUUCUGCUGGGCGCUCUCUACGUGACGGCUAUGAUCAUCCUAACCUCUGCAAUUCUGGUGGCGGAGAGCGCCUUCUUCUACGAUGACAUGGGAUUCCUAUGCCAGUUGGGUAUCGCGCUCAUGUUCGGGUCCAUCUCGGUACUCGGCUCACCUGCGACCGUGAUGGCCAUCAAGAUCGAGCUCAACAGUGUGGGUCCGUUCACGAGUCUGAUGCUUGGCGCGACGAUGACGGCGGAGUUCGUGGUGCUGGUGUCGUUCUCGAUCUCGCGUAUCGUGUGCUCCAUCUACUGCGCCAAGCUGGACGUGUCGAUGCUGAACUUGAUGUACACGAUGAGCAUUGUGGGGGCCAACAUCCUGGUCGGCGGUUUCCUGGCCGGCGUGAUUAUCCUGAUUUUCAAGAUACCCGGAGGAGAGCAGCACCACGACGAGCACCAUGGCGCCGACCACGGCGAGGCAAGACCCGGCUCGACCUACUACGACCAGAAGACUGGGGACAAGAUUUCCACCACGAACCCGGAUAUGACGCCGCACCCUCACAACGGCGCGGACGAGUGCUCUGUGGACGAGCUGCAGCACGAACCUGCUGGCAUGCUGUCGCCCAAGGCCGUGUUGUCUCUCAAGGGCUUCAUCUGGCUGUCGAUGGGCUACGUGUUCUACAUUUCGACCUCUCUCCUCGCUGAGGCGACCGCUGCAGCUUACGGUCUAUCGUGGGAGAUCAAGCUUGAGCCGCUUCUUGUGCUCAUGAUUGCGUCCUGCAUUGCCGGGCACAAAACUGAAAUUCGCCACGACAUGCACGUGAUCCUCGACACGGUGGCGCCGUACAUGUUCCUGCCGUUCUUCGUCAUGACCGGAGCUGCUCUGAAGUUGGACCAAGUGCUGGCUGCCAUCCCCUUGAUGAGUCUGUACGUUGUUCUGCGCUACGUGGCGAUCUUCAUCGCCUGCUACUUCGGUGGACGCUUCCUGCUCAAGCUUACCCCGAUGCAGUACAACAACUUGUGGCUGACCAUGACGCCGCAGGCUGGUGUGGCCUUGGGGUUGGCCAACGAGGUGAAGGCGAUGAGCGAUGAAUCGUGGGCCGCCGAGUUCUCAGCGACGAUCGUGGCCGCCGUGGUGGUGAACCAGAUCGUUGGUCCUGUGCUGUGUGCGAUGGGCUUGAGUCGAGCGGGUGAAACGCUGGCAGACCGUAUGAUGUUCGAGGUUAGCCGUCGGGCGUCGAGUCCGGCUGUCACGCUCGGCAACGGAGAUCCGCGGUCGCUACUGCCGUUCUACAAGGUGCAGAACGCUGUCGUCAUUGGUGAUGAUGAAGUUGCCUUCGAGGUCGCACUGGAGCUGUCGCUCUACGGAGCCCAGGUGAAUGUUCCUCUGCUGGAUGAGGAGCGCACCAGCAAGUGGAAGAAGAUGAACGAGACCAUCCUCUCGCGCACUGCUAAGGGCGACCUCAUCUCGUACAAGAAUACCCUCAAGGACCGCGACAACGCGCAGGCCAUGUCGUCGGCGGACGUCCUCAUCUUCACGGGUGACGCCAGCCGCACCCGCGAGAACGUGCAUCUGCUCAAGUCUUUGCUCGGUGCCUCACACCCGCGUAUGAUCGCGCUUGUCCCGGACUGCAAGUUCAGCAAGGAGAUGAAGGCCCAGGGAGUGCUGGUUAUCCAGCCGUCGAUAGCCCUGGCCAAUAUCGCAACGCGUAUGGCUCUGCUGGAUCAGAAGCUGGCGCAGGCCUUGUCCAACGAGAUCAGUACGACGAGCGACUUCAACACGGCGUCGUACUUCUUGCGCGCUGACGGUGGAGAGCGUGGCUCGUUGUCGGACAUGCGUCUGGAGGGCCGUCGCUUGGCGCUUGGCCGCAACGUGGUAAACCACCACUCGGUUGACUACGAUCGUCUCGCGGACGCGCUGCACUCGGAGAACCUGCCGAUGCCUCCUCCGCCGUCGCGUGUGGCCAUGUUCGGUACUUCAUCUGCUGCUGGCUUCGACCCUUUCCAACGGGAACGAGCUGGCUCCGAGUUCUUUGUCAUGCACGACGAGGAGGAAGGUGAGGAGCUCAUUCUGGAUGCCCAGCACGGACCGUACUCUACGCGUGGAAACUCGAGACUGAGUCUGCAGCGAUCAUCGAUUCAAUUCGGGGCCAGUCGCGUCCAACAGCGCGGUGGCGCUGGAGGAGGCCGGGGAAGACGCACCCCAGGUCGCAAGCCCGGGUUCUAG